This is a messenger RNA of Hyposmocoma kahamanoa, 2041 nucleotides long. RefSeq lists its product as uncharacterized. The coding region runs from base 1 to 1620 and encodes 539 amino acids. NCBI's taxonomy places the organism in Eukaryota, Metazoa, Arthropoda, Insecta, Lepidoptera, Cosmopterigidae. The transcript has 4 exons. The record is from RefSeq and is a predicted model, not a curated record.
AUGUUUUCAGAAACCGAAGAGGAGUUUUUCAGAAAUUGCACAGGGGAUGGAGACAUUGCUGCUCCAGACCUUGGACUGAUUAGGCAGAUGCUGGAUAUAGUUCGAGAAAUUGAUGAAUCAUCAGAUACGGAGGACGUUGAAAACCUCAAUAAUGUAAUACAACUAAGUAAGCUUGAUCCAAUGACACCUGAUUUCGUACCCCGAAACCUUGACCACACGUCACCAAAACUUAAAAAGUCACCCGAAAAAACACCACACAAAAAGAAAUCUACAAGACAAAACCGCAAUGUCGCUCUUACUUCAAUUUUAGAACUAGCUGGUUCAAUAGUUGAGAAAGGAAUUGAGCAAAAGACACUGACAAAUUCAGUAGAUGUCUCCCCAAAUGUGACAGCGUCUCUAAAAAAAGUGAAUGGAUGGUUGGAGGCUCAACAGAAGCAUGGCACUGAAAAAAAUUUAUGCGUAGAUCAACUUUCGAAGAAGAAAAUAACUUCACCGAAAGAAUCCGAUAAAUUUGUUAAUUCCUUUAAACACACUAAGUUAGUACAGUCACUACCAAAAGAUCCUAAGGAUAUACUAAGUUUAGAUCCAAGUACUAUGUUUAGGAAGAAAGUGUCACCCAAAGUUGCGGCAGUUGUUGAGUGUAACAAGACGACGGUAAAAUCGCUGCAAGGGUGCGAGAAGUAUGUGCCUUCAUCAAAUGCUGACGAGUACUACAAGAAGUACCUGGAACGUAGCAAGGUGCACGCAAUGGUCCAUGAUGACGUAUGGACUCGAGCAGAAAGACAAAUGAAAGAAAUUGAUGAACGAAGACGACUUGAAGCCGAACUGUUCCAACAAAGCUACGCCGCUGCGCAGCUCGCCCAGUCACCACAAUCAGCGCAGUCAGAAACUUCUAAUCAAACAUAUACGAUUUCCACCGAACCAGGCACCAUUUUAAAUGAAUCUCCCGCCAUGCGCAGAUCGCCCGAUAUUUUGUCAGGCUCAUCCACCAUUUUGUCUGGAUCGCCCGCCAUUUUGAAUGAAUCCCCUGUCAUUUCACCUGCACCGUCAGCCACCAAGCCUGUGCAAGGACCAUGGGACUUGACCACUGCUGAAGAACAAAGAUUAGCAGUGGUAAUUCUUCCAUAUCAUCGCCACAUUUUAACUCAAAACUGCAUCGUGUGCAAGGUUUGCCAAAAAUCGCAAGACGAUAAAGCCAUAUAUGUCAUCGACGCUGACGACCGCAGACUACUCAAAUCGAAGCAUAAAGAUGAUUUUGACGAAAUUGGAGGGCCGACGUGGCGCGACGAUGAACAUCUAAAAGAAUGGCAUUACGAUGACGAAACAAAUUCAUGGCACAAAAGCAAUAAAGAACCAAAGCCACGCGAGAAGAAAGAGAAAGAACCAACGCACAAAAAUAACGGCGAAGUCCAACUAUGGCGCAAGAACGACAGGACUAUUAAAAAUUCUGAGAAAAGUGAUAUGGUUAAUCUUUCCAAUAGGAGUCAUGAUGACGUAAGGCGUAAUAACGAACUACAAUUAUGUCGCCCAGAAAAUGAUAUAACCUACAUAGAAGGCACGAUGGGAAAUAACGAAUUAGAAUACUGCAGCUUUGAGAGUCUGGAAGCUAUUUCCCAAUGACAGUUAAUUCUUGUCUCAUUGUUCACUUCGUCUAUAUCAAUAUUGGUUUCUGUGCUUUGGUUUUGGUAUUAUGGUUAUAUUUCUUUGCCACAUAUGACGAUGGACAUUGUUAUCUGACGGUUAUAGGAAUUUUAGCGUUGUUCGAAACCUAUUAAUUAUUAUUUACCGGUACUAAGAAUGUGAGCACUCUUAUUUACCGGUAUUAAUGUCUUAGGAAUUAUCAAUCGGUAUGAAGACUUGGCGCUGUAAUUUACUCAUAUUAAGAUUCUUACAGCGGUUAUCUACCGGUAUUAAAACUAUACGCUGUUUUUACCGGUAUUGCGGUCUUAGCACUGUUAUCAAUCGGUAUUAAGGCUCUUGCCACUGUUAUCUACCGGUGUUAAAACUUGGCGCUAUUAUUUAUCGGUAUUAAGACACUUAG